CUUGUUACUGCCCUUGCUUAGUAAUUCAGCUCAUCCAUGUUGAUCUUCUUAUUUAUCUUCUUUCAAUUAGAUAAGCAUGAGUUUCUAUUUUUGUUUAUUAUUGGUUAGGUAAAUAUUAAUCCAAUAGAGAUCAAUUUUAAGGAGUUUAUCGUGAUCACCUUUAGACUAUUAUGCAUUUGGAUGUCUUAAAGAGCUUUGUAAUUAACUUUUCAACUUUUGAUUUGGAUAUUCAAUAGAUUUUGGGCUUUCUAAGCACAUGUUAAGAGUAUUCUAUAAACAUUGAGUUUCUUUCUUUACAUUAAACUUAAUAGCACAAAUACUUUGGUAUCUCCUGUGUUCUUGUCUCUCCAUCACUUAAGACUUUGAAACUUAGAUAUCUCUGUAGAAGAAGAAGUUGAUACUUCUUAGGAACCUCUAUGUUGUUUGAUGCUUGAAACUGGACACUGAAAAUAUGUUGAUUAUGGAACGCCUGAAAUCUCCUCCUCCUCUAAUGAUCGUCUCGGACCUUGAUCAUACCAUGGUUGAUCAUCAAGACCAUGACAACCUCUCUCUUCUGAGGUUCAACUCACUGUGGGAAGAAGCUUAUCGCCGUGACUCUCUUCUCGUCUUCUCAACAGCAAGAUCACCUAUUCUUUACAAAGAACUGAGAAAAGAAAAACCAUUGUUGACCCCUGAUAUCAUCAUUACAUCUAUAGGAACCGAGAUAGCAUUUGGUAACUCCAUGGUUCCUGAUCAUUCUUGGGUUGAGACCUUGAACACCCAUAAAUGGAACCAGGAGAUUGUCUUGGAAGAAACCAGAAAGUUCCCUGAGUUAACUCUUCAGCCGAAAACUGAGCAGAGGCUACACAAGGUCAGCUUUUACAUUGAUGAAGGUAAAGGUGAGGCAGUGACCAAGGAACUUUCACACUUGCUGGAGAAACGUGGCUUAGAUGUUAAGAUCAUUCACAGCUGGGGAAUGAAUCUGGAUGUUAUACCACGAGGUGGAGGAAAAGGAGAAGCUCUUGAGUACCUUCUCAAGAAGCUGAAGGCUGAAGGAAUGUCCCCUGUCAAUACUCUUGCUUGCGGCGACUCUGAACAUGAUGCUGAGCUAUUCAGCAUUCCUGAUGUUCACGGUGUCAUGGUGAGCAAUUCUCAAGAAGAGCUACUGAAGUGGCAUACUGAAAAUGCUUUAAACAACUCAAAGCUCAUCCAUUCAAGCGAGAGAUGUGCAGAUGGGAUUCUUCAAGCCAUUGAUUAUUUCAAGCUUGGUCCAACUCUUUCUCCAAGAGAUGCUUCUGAGUUCUUGAAUGGAAAGGCGGAUAUCGCCAAUCCUGGUCAAGAAGUUGUGAGGUUUUACUUGUUCUACGAGAGAUUGAGACGCGGUGAGAUCAAGAAGUAUGAGACAUACAUAGCCAGCUUCAAAGAGUCUUGUGACCAAGAUGCUGUUUUUUUCCAUCCAUCAGGGGAAGAGAAGUCUCUGAGGGAGGCCAUUGAUGAGCUGAGGAAGUAUAAUGGAGACAGAAGUGGGAAGAAGUUUUGGGUUUGGGUGGAUCAGGUUCUUGUUAUAGAUAACAUUUCUGGGAAAUGUAUAGUGAAGUUUGAUAAGUGGGAGCAAUGCGAGGAUGAGCGUAAAUGCUGCACAACUACUGUUGAAUUCACUUCAAAGGGAAGAGGAUGUUUGGUGUGGGAACAAGUGAAGCAGAUAUGGUCAGAGGAAUCAGAGCUGAAUGAUGAAAACAAUUGCUGGAUUAUCUGAAUCUUGGAGACUUGUAAAUGAUUGAUUUGCAAACUGUCUUCGGGAUUUGUCUUCCCUUUCUUCGUAUAGUUUUUUUAUAAGUUUUGAAAAUGUUUUUGAUAAUUACCAAAAAAAAAAGUGUAAUAUACACUUGAGAUUUACAUGAAAUUUUAAAAAUUGAGGGCGAACCGGUUCGGACCGGUGACCUCUUGAUCUGCAGUCAAA
Messenger RNA from Brassica napus (rape), 1939 nucleotides. Its product is annotated as probable sucrose-phosphatase 3b. The record is from RefSeq and is a predicted model, not a curated record. Gene Ontology annotation, molecular function: magnesium ion binding; sucrose-phosphate phosphatase activity. NCBI's taxonomy places the organism in Eukaryota, Viridiplantae, Streptophyta, Magnoliopsida, Brassicales, Brassicaceae. Bases 452 to 1735 code for a protein of 427 amino acids. The transcript is spliced from 8 exons. Gene Ontology annotation, biological process: sucrose biosynthetic process.